AUAAUAUUUGUUCCUUUUACCUCUCUCUCUCUCUCUCUCUCUAUCGGUUGUGUGUUGUGGAAGCUUGUUAGCUUUCUCUCUUCUCCGUCAUUCGAUUGUCAACGCGUUUAUCUCAAGUGCGAUCUCGUUGAUCAGAGGAUUCCCCGAGCUUCAGAUCAAAAAUCAUGGCCACCGCUGGGAACAAGAACAUCAACGCCAAAUUGGUACUGCUUGGGGAUGUUGGAGCUGGAAAAUCAAGUCUUGUGCUUCGGUUCGUCAAAGAUCAGUUUGUUGAAUUCCAGGAAUCAACGAUAGGUGCAGCCUUCUUCUCUCAAACAUUGGCUGUGAAUGAUGCAACUGUCAAGUUUGAGAUUUGGGAUACAGCUGGCCAGGAACGUUACCAUAGCUUGGCUCCUAUGUACUACAGGGGUGCUGCUGCUGCCAUUAUUGUCUUUGACAUUACUAAUCAAGGCUCAUUUGAGAGGGCGAAGAAAUGGGUUCAGGAACUGCAGGCUCAAGGCAAUCCUAAUAUGGUGAUGGCUCUUGCUGGAAACAAAGCUGAUUUAUUAGAUGCAAGGAAAGUGUCUGCAGAGGAGGCAGAGACAUAUGCUCUAGAGAACAGCCUUUUCUUCAUGGAAACCUCAGCCAAGACUGCAACAAAUGUCAAAGACAUAUUCUAUGAAAUCGCAAAAAGGCUACCACGUGUACAGCCAACCGAAAACCCAGCAGGAAUGGUUCUCCCCAGUGGGCCAGCAGCUACUGCAGUGAGUUCAUCAUGUUGUGCUUAAGAGACCUCUCUCUCUCUUGGUUAGUCACAGUAGCAAGAAACAUCGAGACUCUUUAUGUGUUUUCUUCUUGUCGUUUUACUUCGCUUUGCAUUGUAUAUCAAGAUGCUUCCAACCCUGUGGAAAUCUAAAGAUACUUGUAUUUGAAGAGGUUUGAAUCUUAUUUGUAAUUAGAUAUAUCACAACCUACUAUGCGUGUGAUCGCUUCUAUAUAUUUUGUGCACUAAAAUCC
Molecule: messenger RNA, 996 nt
Organism: Brassica oleracea var. oleracea
Lineage: Eukaryota; Viridiplantae; Streptophyta; Magnoliopsida; Brassicales; Brassicaceae
Product: ras-related protein RABF2a
Exons: 7
Coding region: 165-767 (200 amino acids)
Molecular function (GO): GTPase activity; GTP binding
Source: RefSeq, a predicted model, not a curated record